This is a messenger RNA of Neurospora crassa OR74A, 4370 nucleotides long. RefSeq lists its product as hypothetical. Gene Ontology annotation, biological process: hydrogen peroxide catabolic process; response to reactive oxygen species; cellular response to oxidative stress. Bases 1700 to 4258 code for a protein of 852 amino acids. Gene Ontology annotation, molecular function: heme binding; peroxidase activity. Lineage: Eukaryota; Fungi; Ascomycota; Sordariomycetes; Sordariales; Sordariaceae. The record is from RefSeq and is a predicted model, not a curated record. The transcript is spliced from 5 exons.
CUUUCGCUCGCUCGCCUCCUCCAUUCGUCACUCACUAUCUCCAUCACACGCGCACACUAUGCCAUCUAAUUUCAGAAACAAUUCUCUCAGCUCUGCAUAGCCACCCUCUCUCACCAAUGCAACUUCAGGGCCCGAAUCGAACGUGGUUACGACGGGAAUAGCAAACAGCCGCGCCUAGAAUGCACACCAAUUCUGAGUUACCUACAACUGCGCUACUCUCGCUCUUUCUUCCGACUUUGGUCCACCAGUGCGAGUAAGCCCCGGUCCGAUUACAACGAUGGCGCCGGAGAGGCGAGAAAGAUGCCUGACUACGACUGCGACGAUGCGAGGAAGAGUAUCAGUGCAUAUCACACACACUGAUGACUACAUUAUCGGUGUGCAUUUCAAUCUCACUAACGGUCGAUAGUCUGCCACCUGCGUUACCUUCCCUCAGCUGUUGCCUUGCCAAAGCAAUGAAUUGGCAAGGAACGUUCCAUCCGGUCAAUAAAUCCAAAGCUGGGUCGGUAUUGGCACCCACCCAUCAGUUCGGGCUUUAUCUGUCAUAAGUGACAGCAAUUUUCAUCGGUGGUUGUGUGGCGCUCCCCGCGUGGACACAUCUCGAGUCGCAUCAGAACCUCUGCUUCGGGCCAUCCCAUGCCGCUGGGGAAAAAAUAGUCGAAAAAAAAAUGGUCCUCUUAUCGGUAGUACAAAAGAUGGGGAGACCAAUCAACAGCCGCCGUCGCAAUAGGCGUUCCUCUAUAGUCGCUCGGCUCGGCAUCUCGGCUGAGCUUGGCGUUGGAUGAGGUUUGCUGGUGUUGGUGGUUGUUGAACUAUCGUACAGUAUCAACAGGGUUGUCUCGCUUGCGACGGCAAUGUGGUUGCAAAGAAGAGAGAGCCCACAUCGUAUUCGAUGCACAACAGUCAGCUCUGCACUCCUCACUCGCCUUGAACCCGUUCGGCUGCAAAUGCCCGCCAUGCAGUCGUUGUUGGACUUCGCGAUAAUACGAGAAGAGCAACCAGGCCCUCCCAAGAACCAAUCAGGAUCACUCGAGAUCCUGGACAGAAGACGUUGUGUGUGUGUGUCUUGAUGGAAAGCUGAUGCAGGGUCAGCCAAUUCCCAACUAGCGGUGCGAAUCCCCGGGUCCAGAUUCCCAUCCACCCUUGCCUUCUCCCCUUGCGCCCAUAUUGUAUGUUGUCUCAAGCCUCGUCUGGCUGUACCAUCUUCGCCUUGUGAUUCCUAUGCCUCUUCUGGGUAGGGAGUGCAUGAGAGGAAUAGGUCGCAAUGCGCAAUCAUGGACGCACCAAUGAAAAUAGCUUCUCCUCGAGAGAAAAAGGAGUCUGUCUAUCUAUCGGUUUACUGCCGUCCAGCUCGGAAUAAGAUCGAAUCCAUUCCCUGGUAGUAUUGCAUUGUGUCGGGCCGUGUUGUCAUCGAGCUUUGCGAUACGAGGCGUAUAAGCAUCUCGAUACCACCUUUUCUUCUUUCUUACCUCGACCUUCUCUUGCAGACGCCUCAAAGCCAAAGCAGCCAUCACUCGUUAUUUCCACAAUCAAACUGCAGCUGUUCAGCUGCGAGCCGGUUUCCCUUCUCACAAUCCGGACGUCCAUCAGUACAUACAUUCUCGACUGUUGUUAUCGUACAUACGGUACUGCUGCCAGAUCUGAUGUCCUGAACUGCUUCCCGAUCUCGCGCAAGCCUCACAGACGCCCUACGACGCCCAUUAUGAGAUACGCACAUCCCACCCUGGCUGGCCUGCUCUCGCUGGCGGCCAGGACUGGAGCCGACCCAACAUGGCCCGCCGCCACCGACGAGAUGGAGGAGAUUGUCUAUCAACUCCAGGGGUUUAAGGGCAGGGUCUUUAAUGAUGUCAUUACGCCUUGUAACAACGAGGCUGCCGGGCCUGGGAGGGUAACGGCCUCGGAGUGGCUGCGGGUGGGAUUCCACGACAUGGCCACCCACAACCGCGUCUUCGGCACCGGCGGGCUCGACGCCUCACUCCAAUUCGAGCUCACAAACGGUGAGAACACCGGGCCAGGCCACAACACCACCCUCAGGUUCUUGGCCAAUUACUACUCAUCCCAAUCGAGCAUGGCCGACCUGAUUGCCGCCGGCGUCUACGCCUCCGUCCGAUCUUGCGGAGGCCCCGUCGUUCCCCUUCGCCUCGGGAGGAAAGACGCAACGUCCAGCGGCAGCACCGGCGUACCACAGCCCCAGAACUCGGCCGAAACGUUUAGGCAACAGUUCGACCGUAUGGGGUUCAGUACCGAGGAGAUGAUCCAGGUGACGGCUUGCGGACAUACUCUCGGUGGUGUCCACUCGGAAGAGUUUCCCGAGAUUGUGCCCUCCGGUACGGGAACGAACGGUCAGAAGCAGCUUGAUACCACCGAUGCUACGUUCGAUAACAAGGUGGUCACUGAGUACAUCUCGGGGACAACGCAGAAUCCGCUAGUGGUUGGGCCAGCUGUUGCGGUGAACAGACACUCGGAUUUUAAGGUGUUUAACAUUGAUGGCAAUGCCACGAUGAACGGGUUAACGUCGGCGACGACUUUCAGGGACGUUUGCAAGACUGUUCUUCAGAAGAUGAUUGAUACUGUGCCCUCGGGGGUGACGUUGACGGACCCAAUUGCCCCGUAUGCGGUUAAGCCUGUUGAUAUGCAAUUGACCUUGAAUUCGGGAGGUAGCACUUUUCUUCUGAGUGGGUAUAUCAGAGUUCGCACAACAAACCGGGCUUCUGGCGCCAUCAAGAACAUCAAGAUGACUUGGAAAGAUAGGAACGGGGGUUGCGCUUCGGGGUCGUGCUCAUAUACCGCCACCGUACAAGGAGCUGGUACCGGGUUUGAUGAUACUUUUGAGUUUUUCCCUAUCUCAACCAACAUUCCCACUUCCUCAGGCAUUUCUUCCUUCACAGUCACCGUCAAUCUCAACGACGGCACCAGCGAGUCGUACGACAACAACGGAAACUCCUACCCUUUGUCAGAUGCCAUUAUCCUUCAAAAACCUCAGAGCUGUCUUCUUCAGAGCUCAGGUGCACUCACCGUUUCUGCGCUUGUCCGCAACGACAUCACCGCAACUCCCUCGCUGGGCAUCUCUUACCUUACUCCCCGCGGCGUCGUCCGCAACGGCAACCCUGUCCCUAUCCUCAGCAGCACCACCGUAGCCAUGACAAAAGGCGACUGUGCGGGUCCCUAUACCUUCUACUCCGCCAGCUACACCAUCGCAGGUGGUCUGAGUUACGCCGCCAAACUCAGCGUCACCGCAGGCUCCAACUCCGAUAGCUUCAACAAGGCCAGCGAUCUAUCAGGCAGCUGCGCUGCCUUUUCUGGAACUGCAUCCUGCACCACGCCUGGUGGUGGUGGUGGUGGUGGUGGUGGUGGUGGUGGUAACGAGCCAGACGCUUCUUCCACGAUUGCCAGCUCUUCCGCAGCUGGGCCAUCAUCAACCAGUAGCGUAGUUGAGGUCACCAGCUCCAGCCAUAUCACAAGCAGCACCACCAUCGCCCCCUCCAGCACCACCUCCUCCACUACUCCCACCGCCACCGGCCCCGCCAGGAAACCCACAGUCGCCGGCUACACCCGCCUCCGCUGCGCAACCGAAGGAUCCGGCGUGCGCGCCCUAACCGGCGCUUCCUUUGCCUACGACACCAUGACGCUCGAGUCGUGCGCGGCCAACUGCACCGCCGCAGGCAACUUUGCCUACUUCGGCGUCGAAUACGCUCGCGAGUGUUACUGCGGCAACUCCUUGGCAGCUAGCAGCUCCGAGGCGCCCGAUAGCGAGUGUAACAUGUUGUGCGCUGGUGAUGCGACCGAGUAUUGCGGAGCGGGGAAUCGGCUGGAGUUGUACGCGAAGCACGAUGCUGGGACGGGAACAACAGCAACAAGUACUACUGCUAGCGCAGCACAGCCAACGGCUACCCUGGGAAGAAAGGACACGGUGGGCGAUUACGUCUUUGUCGGAUGCCAGACUGAAGCUACUGAAGGCGGUAGGGCGCUGGAGGGCAAGGCCUGGGCUGAUGACGGGAUGACGCUGGAGGGAUGUGCGGAGGCUUGUAGUGGGUGGGAGUAUUUUGGGGUGGAGUAUGGGAGGGAGUGCUAUUGCGGCAACACCCUCCGCGGCGGCUCCGCUCCCGCUCCGCUGGCUGAUUGCAGCUUCACUUGUGCCGGUACUCCUUACGAGUACUGCGGCGCCGGAAACCGACUUGAGCUUUAUCGGUUGGCAAGUGCUAGUUCGUCUUCGUCAUCAAAGACAAGGAGGUCUCGUUUGGAGAGAGGACGGAGGCUUUAAUCUUAAUAAUGUUUUCAGUUAGGAUCAGGUUCAUGGAUGGAGGAUACAGAUAGGAUACACAUUGCGACUGACUGGGCUCUUGGAGUAUACAUACAUGCAUAAACAGGUUGAU